AUGUCGCAACAACUUGUGACUGUCCUUGCGACUUCUAUCGCCAUUGUCGAUCAAUUCCAGGAUGCUAUUUCCCCAUCCACUCUUGCGCAGUCCACCCAGACACCAACCAAAGACGCAAAGCCCCUGCCCCUCCUUUCAGCCUCAUCAAGCGCUCUGAAAGCCCAAGUCACCAAAUUGUCACUACUAUCCAUCACCACCCCCUUCACGCACUCUGCAGUGACCAAGAUACUCCGCGACUGCAACGACUCCGUCCUACCCUCGUUGUUGACCGCAAUUCUCCUCGUUAACCCCGCCGAACACACGAAAACAUUCCACUCCGAGACCCUGGCCUUGGUCAGAAUCCUAUUCACCGAGCUCGCCACACUUCUGAAAAUAGUCAAGGCUAUAUCCGAGAAGAAGGAUCAAGCGAAGAAAGAGGACCCAAAGAGUAAAGAGGAGGAGAUCGUCAAGGCUGAGAAGGAUGCUAUUACCCUCGCGACUGGUCGCGUCUGGGACGCAUGCGACUCGGUAGUCCAAGUCGCAACCAAUGGUGUCGUUGGUUUCAUCACCCGUCGCGUCGAGCAAUGGAGGGAUCUUGUCCGUGACGCCGUGGAGGAACUUGAGAACUGGGAUCCAGCAGAAGACGACGAUUUCUUCGACGAUAUUCUUGGCGAUGAGAAGGAUGAAGAAGAAGAUGCUGGAUCCAAAGAUUCCGACGACGAAGAGAAUAUCGCCGCUAUGCAAGAACAGAAGAAGUCUACACUCCGCUUCCUGAAGCCUAUCGCCCAGGUCUACUCUGCCAUCAUCACAUAUCGCCUGAAGAAAGCAAACGACGCGCCAUUAGCUUCCGCUGGAAACGUUGCGCGAUUGGAGAAGUUGAUCGUCAGUCUGCAGAGUAUUCCUGACCAGGUGGAUGAAGUUGCUGGGGCCUUGUAUGAAGAGGAUGCGCCCCGGUCUGUUGAAUUCUUGCAGAAAAUACACGAAUUUGCUUCACAGGCUGUUGAGUCAGUAGCGGCGCCCUGGAGUGACGAAGCAGAAGACAAGUUCACCGUCUGGUCGCGGACCUGGUCCAAGGUCAUGGAAGAAGUCAGCAAGUCUAUCAGGCCUGAUGCUGUAGCCGAGGCAUAG
Messenger RNA from Penicillium odoratum, 1107 nucleotides. RefSeq lists its product as uncharacterized. Bases 1 to 1107 code for a protein of 368 amino acids. NCBI's taxonomy places the organism in Eukaryota, Fungi, Ascomycota, Eurotiomycetes, Eurotiales, Aspergillaceae. Gene Ontology annotation, cellular component: nucleus. Gene Ontology annotation, biological process: regulation of cell cycle. The transcript has a single exon. The record is from RefSeq and is a predicted model, not a curated record.